Echinops telfairi (small Madagascar hedgehog) is the source of this 804-nucleotide messenger RNA. Its product is annotated as 60S ribosomal protein L7a-like. The record is from RefSeq and is a predicted model, not a curated record. Gene Ontology annotation, cellular component: ribonucleoprotein complex. NCBI's taxonomy places the organism in Eukaryota, Metazoa, Chordata, Mammalia, Afrosoricida, Tenrecidae. Gene Ontology annotation, biological process: ribosome biogenesis.
AAGAUGCCAAAAGGGAAGAAGGCCAAGGGCAAGAAGGUGGCCCCGGCGCCAGCCGUCGUGAAGAAGCAGGAGGCCAAGAAGGUGGUGAACCCCCUGUUCCAGAAGCGGCCCAAGAACUUCGGCAUCGGCCAGGACAUCCAGCCCAAGAGGGACCUCACCCGCUUCGUCCGGUGGCCGCACUACAUCCGGCUGCCGCGCCAGCGCGCCAUCCUGUACAAGCAGCUGAAGGUGCCGCCUGCCAUCAACCAGUUCACCCAGGCCCUGGACCGGCAGACAGCCCCCCAGCUGCUGAAGCUGGCCCACAAGUACCGGCCCGAGACGAAGCAGGAGAAGAAGCAGAGGCUGCUGGCGCGGGCCGAGAAGAAGGCUGCCGGCAAAGGGGACGUCCCCACCAAGAGGCCGCCUGUCCUCCGCGCGGGGAUCAACACCAUCACCACUCUGGUGGAGAACAAGAAGGCUCAGCUGGUGGUGAUCGCACAUGACGUGGACCCCAUUGAGCUUGUGGUCUUCCUGCCAGCCCUGUGCCGGAAAAUGGGGGUCCCCUACUGCAUCAUCAAGAGCAAGGCCCGGCUGGGGUGCCUGGUGCACAGGAAGACCUGCACCACCGUCGCCUUCACACAGGUGAACUCGGAAGACAAAGGAGCCUUGGCUAAGCUGGUGGAAGCCAUCAGGACCAACUAUAAUGAUAGGUUUGACGAGAUCCGCCGCCACUGGGGUGGCCAUGUGCUGGGCCCCAAGUCGGUGGCCCGAAUCGCCAAGCUAGAAAAGGCCAAGGCCAAAGAACUCGCCACCAAGCUGGGCUAG